Molecule: messenger RNA, 885 nt
Organism: Engraulis encrasicolus (European anchovy)
Lineage: Eukaryota; Metazoa; Chordata; Actinopteri; Clupeiformes; Engraulidae
Gene: mpv17l2
Product: MPV17 mitochondrial inner membrane protein like 2
Exons: 6
Coding region: 213-872 (219 amino acids)
Biological process (GO): cellular response to reactive oxygen species; mitochondrial ribosome assembly
Cellular component (GO): mitochondrion; membrane; cytoplasm
Source: RefSeq, a predicted model, not a curated record
UACAUUACCCCCCUGAGUCUAUAAAAAUGACCUUUGACACCAGGCUUAUGACAGUGACAUGUUUUUGAAACCUUUGUUGUUUUGCAAUGAAUAGUUAAGUCUGCACAGCCAACCGACGGCACAACCAACAGUUGAGAAGAGCACAUUAUUGCUCUUAACAAAAUCACACUGGCAAACCUUCUCUUGGAUACGUAUUUGUUUCUGUAAUAACUAUGAUAUCACAGUCCAGUAGAGAGUUUCUUAUCCGGAUAGCCGGGUAUUGGAAACCUCUUUUCAAAGGCAGAUUUCUUAUAGUCACCAACACAGUGAGUUGUGGGGGUAUGCUUGCUGCCGGGGAUUUACUUCAACAAGCCAGGGAGAGGAGAAUAAUCCCGGAUAGACCUCGCGACUGGACGCGCACAGGUUACAUGUUUGCCGUGGGAUGCUCCAUGGGUCCAUUCAUGCACUUUUGGUACGGAUGGUUAGAUAAAGUCUUCGUUGGCAACGCCUUGCCAGCUGUCAGCAAGAAAGUUCUGACCGACCAGCUGGUGGCAUCACCCACCAUGGGGUUGUGGUAUUUUGUUGGCAUGGGAGUUAUGGAAGGAGGUACUGUGUCAGAAGGAUGUCAGGAAUUCAAGGGAAAGUUCUGGGAGUUCUACAAGGCAGAUUGGUGUGUUUGGCCUGCUGCUCAGAUGAUCAAUUUCUACUUCCUGCCUGCAAAGUACCGUGUUAUCUAUGUAAACAUCAUUACCCUGGGAUGGGACACCUACCUGUCGUACCUGAAACACAGAGAGUCUGUCCAGGCAGCAGAGGAGACGGGUGAGGAGACGCAAGAUAUGACCGUGGAUAAAGAAGCAUUGAUGCCUGUGAAACCACUGACUGAAGAGCUUUAGAUGGCUUCAGUUU